CUCUGCAAAAGGGGCCGAAUUUAUAAAACUCUUUUUUUUUCACUGUUGAAAUAUUUUAUGUUUUCAAUUGGUCGUUUUGUUUUUGUAGUGAAUAAGUGGGAGGAGGGAAGAUGAGGCUCUAUUAAACGAUUUGGAUUUUUUGAAAAUUAGUCAAAGAUAACCCUUUCUUUAGUUUAAUUGAUCAGUGGUUUCAGCUUCAGAUACUGUAUUAUUGAUUACGACAUUUUAUACAUUACAGCUGAAUAAGGGAAUUGGGAGUAUUUACCAGAACAGCGGACGUAGAGUGUAGGCAAAGUUCAGUUUUAUUAUUUUAUUAUUUAUUUUUUUUUACAUAUUUUCUUAACCUUUUUUUUUUUUUUUUUAAAUGUCAUUCUUUUUAAAUCACUAACUGUGCCGAUCAGAAAAAAAAGACGACCGGACCAGUCGCGAAAGGCUAUCGCGGUUUUGUUGUUGAAUUUAAACCUUUUACGUUUUUUCUUUCUUUUUUUAAUAAUAAAUUACCAUAAACCUAACCUAACUAUAUUGCCAUCAAACUAAGUGAUAUCAAGAUGUCCAUUUACGUUGAAGAUUUUAGAAAGGCAGUGUCCAACAGUGGAAUGGCACAGUUUAAAGAAGCAGGCCGUCAGGAGCUCGAGAAAUCGAUGAAGGAGGACCUGGAAAAAUUACAGGCAACUGCUAGUAAGGAAGAGGCCGAGAUAACCAGAAAGGAUUUUGAUGGUUUUAAGAAGCUUUUCCAUAGAUUUCUACAAGAGAAGGGGCCUUCAGUGGACUGGGGGAUGAUUCAGAGACCACCAGAGGAUUCUAUCCAGCCUUACGACAAGAUCAAGUCCAAAGGUCUGCCGGACAACGUGGCGUCGGUUUUGAACAAGCUGGUGGUGGUGAAGCUGAACGGUGGCCUUGGCACCAGCAUGGGCUGCAAGGGCCCGAAGAGUCUCAUCAGCGUCCGCAAUGAAAACACUUUCCUGGAUCUGACUGUUCAGCAGAUCGAGCACUUAAACAAAACCUACAACACAGAAGUUCCUCUGGUCUUAAUGAACUCUUUCAAUACUAACGAGGACACUAACAAGAUCUUGCAGAAAUACACACACUGUCAUGUGAAAAUCCACACCUUCAACCAAAGCAGAUAUCCAAGGAUUAACAAGGAAUCUUUGCUCCCAAUAGCCAAGGAUAUGUCAAAAACGGGGGACAAUGCAGACACCUGGUACCCACCUGGACAUGGGGAUAUCUAUGCAAGCUUCUAUAACUCUGGUCUGUUGGAUAAACUCAUAGCUGAGGGGAAGGAGUAUAUAUUCGUCUCAAAUAUUGAUAAUCUUGGGGCGACCGUUGAUCUUUAUAUCCUCAAUCACCUCAUGAGCCAGCCCAAUGGAAAGCGCUGUGAGUUUGUCAUGGAGGUCACAGACAAGACAAGAGCAGACGUGAAGGGUGGUACUCUCACGCAGUACGGAGGCAAGCUGAGGUUGCUGGAGAUCGCUCAGGUUCCAAAGGCUCAUGUGGACGAGUUCAAGUCAGUGAGCAAAUUCAAGAUCUUCAACACCAACAACUUGUGGAUUUCACUGGCUGCAAUCAAGAGGCUGCAGGAGCAAAACGCCAUUGACAUGGAGAUCAUUGUCAACCCAAAGACUCUAAAUGGUGGAUUGAAUGUAAUCCAGCUGGAAACUGCUGUGGGUGCUGCUAUUAAAAGCUUUGACAAUGCGUUAGGCAUCAAUGUCCCACGAAGCCGUUUCCUGCCGGUGAAAACCACCUCUGACCUGCUGCUGGUGAUGUCCAACCUGUACAGCCUUAACGCAGGCUCCCUCACCAUGAGCAAGAAGAGAGAAUUCCCCACUGUUCCCCUGACUAAACUGGGCAGCUCUUUUACAAAGGUUCAGGAAUUUUUGAUGAGGUUCGAAAGUAUACCAGACAUGCUUGAACUGGACCACCUUACGGUUUCAGGAGACGUUACCUUUGGAAAGAAUGUUAGUUUAAAGGGAACCGUUAUUAUUAUUGCAAAUCAUGGUGAUCGAAUCGACAUUCCUGCUGGAGCAGUGCUGGAGAACAAGAUUGUAUCGGGCAAUCUUCGCAUCCUCGACCACUGAAAGAACAUGCUAGCAACUAAUUCUAAAUUACUUUAUUUUUAAGAAUUUAUCAUGGGCUGUUACAGCACAAUGUAGACAGAUUUGUUCACUCACUAAAUGUAAUAAAUGUUCAUCUGUACUUGCAUUAUUAUGUGCGUUUCAAGCACAGGCAUGUAGAGCUUAGUAUUUGAGAUUUAUUAGGUUGCAACAUAACUUUGUAAAAUUUGUAGUUGUCUGCAACUAAAUGUUGUAAAGCAAUAAUUUUUGACAUGGUUACAUCUGAAAAGUCUGAGCCAAAGCUAUGUCUAGCUCAAUCCUACACUUUAAUAAACAAUGUGCAAUAUUGAUUAAA
Messenger RNA from Acipenser ruthenus (sterlet), 2406 nucleotides. RefSeq names its product UTP--glucose-1-phosphate uridylyltransferase-like. The record is from RefSeq and is a predicted model, not a curated record. The coding region runs from base 549 to 2075 and encodes 508 amino acids. Gene Ontology annotation, molecular function: UTP:glucose-1-phosphate uridylyltransferase activity. Gene Ontology annotation, cellular component: cytoplasm. The transcript is spliced from 10 exons. Gene Ontology annotation, biological process: UDP-alpha-D-glucose metabolic process; glycogen metabolic process. NCBI's taxonomy places the organism in Eukaryota, Metazoa, Chordata, Actinopteri, Acipenseriformes, Acipenseridae.